Molecule: messenger RNA, 5036 nt
Organism: Alligator mississippiensis (American alligator)
Lineage: Eukaryota; Metazoa; Chordata; Crocodylia; Alligatoridae
Gene: KCNK2
Product: potassium two pore domain channel subfamily K member 2
Exons: 9
Coding region: 1873-3141 (422 amino acids)
Biological process (GO): potassium ion transmembrane transport; stabilization of membrane potential
Cellular component (GO): membrane
Molecular function (GO): outward rectifier potassium channel activity; potassium ion leak channel activity
Source: RefSeq, a predicted model, not a curated record
AAACUUCCCUGCACGCGGGUUCUCUGCGCAGCAGAACUCCUCCGUGCAACGAAGCUGUAUACCCACGGGGAUAAUUCUUAGUGCCGAAGCACACACACAAAAAAAUCAGACCUUUGGGUCAUGACAUAGAGGUCUAUGAUAAGGUUUUAUGUUCAAAUCCUACUGAUGAGCUACCCUUGAAGUUGUUUUAGCUACCCACAGCCAGAAAUUAUAAUUACUGACUUUGGGUUUUGGAAUAAUCCAGGAAGUAUUGCUUGCUACAAACUUUGGGAGGUAGUGUUACCUAAUGGAGAGAGCACUGGGAUUCAGGAGACACACAGGUCAACUCUGACACUGGUCUGCUAGGUGACCUUGGGCAAGUUGCUUUACCCCUCUCUGCUUCAUUUUUCUCAUCCAUGCAAUGGACAUAACGAUCCUUACCUCCUCUAUAAAAUACAAAUAAAAAGUUAUGUAGGAACUAGAUAUAUGACUACCCAAUAUCAUGCAGUGGCAGGCACAGACACCUGAGCUGAUUCUAAAGGCUCAGUCAGGCACAGUGCCAUAGUAAUAACCACUGAGACUAACAGGAUGGGAAGGACAAACCUCUCCCUUGCAAUGAAACAUGUGGCCAGCCCCAGGUGUUUUCAAUAUUAUACUAAGUAACUAUGCUAGAGCAUUCAACUAACUGGGUGUGGGAAGAAUUGAACUGUUUGAGUCUUUUUUGUUUGGGCUCUGUCUAGAUCAGUGCUGCUCAACCUUUUUUCCUGGUGGGCCAGAUGGGCAGUGCCUCGUCUGCCUGCAGAUGGGAGCUUACUGGUGGUUCCAAUAUGGCUGGUGCAGCAGGGGCCCAUCCAAUUGCAUAGAGCAGAGUGGAGGGACAACCAAGCCCCAACAGGGGGUAAAGGGUUUUGCCAUGCCCUCAACCCAGCUUUUGUCACCAUUCCUGACUCCAGUGCAGAUAUGCUCCUAAUUUAAGCCAUCUUCAGUCAGUACUGAGUACUACAAAAAAAAUGAUGAUUGAGAAAUGACACAUACAAGAGUCAAAUAGCUGUAGAAAGAGCACCUAGUGGUUUAACUGGAACACAGACAUCCUUAAACUAAGCCUAGAAGACUUCUGAAAGCAGAGAACACAAGUGAAAAGAGUACUUUUGAAUGGAAGAAGAAUGCAAAAAAAAGUUAGUUUGAGUGAUGUUGGAGAUGUGGAAAUUGUUCUCAGACCUGAGAUACAUUCAUUCAUAGGAGACUUGACUGCUUUAUAACAGUAGAUUUAAUAGAAUCAUCCUCCUUAGAGAAGAUGCAUGAACAGUGCUAAUGGUAAUUUUGGGUGGUUCCUGGAGCUCUUAACCCUUAGACUGCCCACACAUGAAGACUGAAACUGGUUUUAAGCACUCAUUAGGCGGCCACUCCAGGGCAGGAUUAUUCUGAUCCAUGCUACACCUUAGUAUAAACGCCUCGCCUGGCUCCUGCUAUUGUUGGCCCAGAUCAGGCCCCACUGCCCCCAGCACCCUGGGUUCCUGCUUGGUGUUACAUUGCCAGAAGAGUGCUUGGGAAGGGAGGUUAACUCUUCCCUUCCUGCUUCACUGGGACAAACAGCAUAGGUAGCCACAGGAAAAACAACAUUAACGCCUGAUCUGGUAAAAUAAUACUACUCUGAAGAGCUGCUUUACAAAUGCUUCUCUUGACACCCAAGCUUUCAGUCAGAGAAGAUCUCUGGUCAACCACCCUUAUGAACAGUGUUUUGUACAGGAUUCCAAGCACAGAAGUUACAUACAAUUAAGAAGGAAAUAUAUUAUGUGGAAACUAUUUGGUCUGAAGAGUACUUGAAAGGAACCAUGAAGGAACUGCUCUAUAUAAGAACAAAAGCAUGGUGACUUCUGAAAAUUACAUCACCAAAUGAGGAACCCACAAGCAAGACAUAACUUCUACUUGGCGGCACCUGACUUGCUGGAUCCCAAAGCUGCCACUCAGAACUCCAAGCCCAGGCUGUCAUUUUCUACAAAGCCUACAGUGCUCUCUUCCCGGGAGGAAAGUGAUUCAACCAUUAAUGUUAUGAAAUGGAAGACAGUAUCAACAAUUUUUCUGGUAGUAGUUGUGUAUUUAAUAAUUGGAGCUACUGUCUUUAAAGCCCUGGAGCAGCCUCAUGAAACUUCUCAGAGAACCACCAUUGUGAUUCAGAAGCAGACGUUUGUUUCGCAGCAUUCCUGUGUGAAUGUAUCUGAGCUUGAUGAACUGAUUCAGCAAGUAGUGGCAGCGAUAAACGCAGGAAUCAUACCUAUAGGAAACACAUCUAAUCAAACCAGUCAUUGGGACUUGGGAAGUUCCUUCUUCUUUGCUGGCACUGUUAUUACCACCAUAGGCUUUGGAAACAUCUCACCACGUACAGAAGGUGGAAAGAUAUUCUGUAUCAUCUAUGCCUUACUGGGAAUUCCUCUAUUUGGUUUUCUGUUGGCUGGAGUUGGAGAUCAACUGGGAACCAUAUUUGGAAAAGGAAUUGCCAAAGUUGAAGAUACAUUUGUUAAAUGGAAUGUGAGUCAGACAAAGAUUCGCAUCAUAUCAACAAUAAUAUUUAUAUUGUUUGGCUGCGUACUGUUUGUUGCUCUUCCUGCGGUUAUAUUCAAGCACAUAGAAGACUGGGACACACUAGAUGCAAUUUAUUUUGUAGUUAUCACUUUAACUACCAUUGGAUUUGGUGACUAUGUUGCAGGUGGAUCAGAUAUUGAAUACCUUGAUUUCUACAAGCCAGUGGUUUGGUUUUGGAUCCUUGUAGGACUUGCUUACUUUGCGGCUGUUCUCAGCAUGAUUGGAGACUGGCUAAGAGUCAUAUCAAAAAAGACAAAGGAAGAGGUAGGAGAGUUCAGAGCUCAUGCUGCCGAAUGGACAGCCAAUGUCACAGCAGAGUUCAAAGAAACCCGCCGACGUUUAAGUGUAGAGAUUUAUGACAAGUUUCAACGGGCUACCUCCAUCAAAAGGAAGCUCUCUGCAGAACUUGCAGUCAACCACAGUCAAGAUCUGACUCCUUGCAAGAGAACCCUGUCGGUCAACCACCUAAGUAGUGAGAAGGACAUCUUGCCAGCUCUAACAAAGACUGACAGCAUUUAUAUGAAUGGUUUGACUCCUCACUGUGCAGCAGAAGAGAUUGCUGUUAUUGAAAACAUUAAAUAGCCAUGACUUUGGAUCCCAACCUUUGGAGAAACUCUUGCUUAGACUGGCCGUAUACUUCCUUUUUUUUCCUGUCCAUGACUGAUGCUAAUAGCAUUUUAUACAUGUGCAUGAGUUCAGCAGAAACCACAAUUCAGAAUCAUCAUCAUAUCUCUUCAAAAACACAAGAUAAAUGGCACUUCUAUUGUUGAUAGAUGCUGGAACAAGCAAUGUACAAUGCCUUUUGUGCCCAGACUGUUUUUCAUUUCUCCUAAUGUGCCAUAUGGCCUACAGAAUGGAUUAUACUUGUUUAUGUUAACAAUGUAGCUUUGAGGGAUCAGUCCUUAACUUUUCAGGGUCUACCUUACUGAGCCUAGGAAUGAACCAUUUAUGGACUACAGCAUAUUUGUAAAUGGCAAGAAAUUCUUAUGCAGCCUUUUACCUAAGAAAUUUUUGUCAGUGCCUUAUCUUUUGAAAAAACACAAAACAAAAAAAUCAGAACCUCUAUAACUCGUGUAUGGUUUUUGUUUGUUUGUUUGUUUGUUUUACAUGAGCAAUGUAUUUCUUUUGAAUGUCCAUCCUGCCUGAAAUCAUAAUGUUUUCAAGGUGUCUAUAACGAAGAUACCAGCAUUGGGUAUGGAGGCCAAAACUGAAAGCAACACUCCUAGCUUUAGCUUUAAAGGCACUGAAGUUAUAAGAGUUGCAGAAAUGUCCACUGAAAGUUUUUUUACUCAGGUCCUGAUGAUAUAUUAUAACCAGGCCUGUAGAAUUUGUGGAUCUACUUCAGAUCAUAUUUUUCAAGCAGUGUUCAGCAGUUUUAUCCUGUGUAAUAGAUGUACCAAAAACAUCUUCAUUUUUAUUGAUAACUAAAUUAUUUGGUAGAUGACAAGAGCAAAUAGAUAUUAAUAUUAUGUGGAAACAUCAUACUUGGAAUUGGUGCAUUCUAAUAAUCACAUUUGUGAAAACAAUACAGAAAAUACUAUCACAUUUUUAAUAGAUAUAAAGCUGCUGCCAGAUAGCUGCUCUUUGAAAAUAUUCUAAACUUUCUCUUUAAGACAAGUCACAUCAGAUGCCAUAUUAUAUUUUACACAGUUAUCUUGCCGGAGUGCUUUUCCGAAUGUCACACUGCACAGCUGCUACCUGUGCUAGAGGUGUGACUAAUGUGGGAAUGCAUUUGAACCUGGUAUCACUGUGUCUUUGUACUUUAUAAAUACAGAUUUUUCUGAAUGCAAAUACAGACAUAAAAGAAAGCUGAUAAAUAGCACAAGCUGAAUACGGAUGAGUAUUCCACAAGGAAAGGCUGAUGAUAUGCAGAUUUGAAACCAGUCCAUAGUGUUUCUCUAUUUUCUUUAAAGGGGAAAAAACCCAUUGUCUUUAAUUCUGUAUCCUUUGCUCUUUUGUUUAUAGUUGUGUGUGAGAGUCGGAAGGAAUACAGGGCGAACAUGUGGAAUGGGACAUUUUGGGUUUUUUAAUUAUUUUUCUUAUUUUAGUCUAUUGUAACCUGGCUGUACAUAAAAUGACUAUAUCAGACCCUAAAAGAAUAAUUUAGGCUCUGUGUAAAUUAAAGAAUAAAACAAUACUUUGUUGAUUGGGCAUGAUUCAAAUGGCAAAUCUUAUAGCAUCUCUGAUCAUUAAAUAACAUACAUACAAAAUAUAAAUGUAAAUGUUUUGGAUGCUUAAGCUUGUUUUCUAAUGAAUAUAAAUUACGAGUGUAAAUAUCUAUGAAUUAGCAUUUACAGAGACUAUGCUUUUACAAGGAGGGAUGUUCUAUGAAGUAGUAUCAGGCCAUGCUCUUAUAAAAGAAAAAGAUCCCUUUCUUCCCCAGUGCAGUGUUCUGAAUGUCCACAUGGUGAGAAGCUCCUCUUGCCAUGUAUAAACUGUGAACUGUAAUGAAAAAUAAAGUUUUUAAUUAAAGUAAG